Lasiosphaeria miniovina is the source of this 1116-nucleotide messenger RNA. RefSeq lists its product as uncharacterized. Lineage: Eukaryota; Fungi; Ascomycota; Sordariomycetes; Sordariales; Lasiosphaeriaceae. The transcript has a single exon. The coding region runs from base 1 to 1116 and encodes 371 amino acids. The record is from RefSeq and is a predicted model, not a curated record.
AUGUCGCCCUCCAAGCCCACCUCCUUCUCUUCCACCGUCUCCUCGGGCACCGCCGCCCCCCGCCGCCUCCCCGGUCACCGCGUCUUCAAGAAGACGCGUCUCGACCUACUGCCGGUCGAGCUGGAGCUCAAGAUCUGGGCGUACGUAGCCGUCGUGCAGCCGCGGUUGUUGGUGGCGUGUGCGGCGUCGGACCCGGGGUGGAUAGUCACGACGUUCCACCACAUGGCGCAGCAGCGCGUGGUGCCGCGCGAACUCGCCGCCGAGAUGUACGGCAUGCUGGAGCGGCAGCUGACGGCCAAUAAUAAGCUGCGCAGCACCAUGGCCGACCCGUUCCGGCCGUCGUCCCGCGCGUUCGGCAGCUUCCCCGGCAUCCCCGGCCCGGCGAUCCUGUUCAACCCGGACGUCGACGUCGUGCUGUUCGGCCGCGCGCUGCUGUACACGCCGACGCGGUGGGGCUACCAGAACUGGCCGCACCUCGAGCAGCGCCGCGAGUACGCGCUGAUCAAGCACGUGGCGGUGCACGUCGAGCCGGCAGGGCGCGUCGAGCUGGCGGCGGACCCGGCCGACCCCGACCGGUGCAUGGUGAGCGGCGUCGCCGGGCUGCUGGAGCUGAUGGUGCAGCUGCCAGCACUCGAAACCAUCGGGCUGGUGGUGCCGACGACGGACGACGGGGCGACGGCCGACAGCAACGCGCGGCAUCGGGUGACGGCGGCGGCGCUGCUGGGCAAAGAAGACAGCGGCCUCAGCAGCGAGGUGCCGAUCGUGAGCGAAGUGCCGGCCGACUUCGCCGGCGAGGUGUGGGCGGGCGACGGGCACUUGCCCUAUGGCCAGCACCACCGCACCAUCACGUACACGGACGUGGCGGCACAGAGCGGUGCGCUGCUCGCGGCGGCGAUGGCGGCACAGCCCGUGCCCUGGCAGUCGCCCGGGCUGCCGGUGCGUGCGGCGCCGGCCGUGCGCCCCCUGUUCGUUAAGCUCCGGCCCGACAAGCCCGUCAUCGACAUCGCCGAGGUCAGCAUGCUGCACCUGAGCUGGCCCGAGAGGCAGGCUGUGGAGGCGCGGGCGCGGGAGCAGGCGGCGCGCGGCGCGGCGGCAGCAAAAGAGGCAGAGACUUAA